Papaver somniferum (opium poppy) is the source of this 702-nucleotide messenger RNA. RefSeq lists its product as uncharacterized. The coding region runs from base 1 to 702 and encodes 233 amino acids. The transcript has a single exon. The record is from RefSeq and is a predicted model, not a curated record. Lineage: Eukaryota; Viridiplantae; Streptophyta; Magnoliopsida; Ranunculales; Papaveraceae.
AUGGAGGAGUGGAUGAAACUCACCAUAAUCUUUUCAUCCUCGGAGGCACCAGAAGGAGGAUACAGCCACAAUGAUCCUCUAGUGGUCACGAUGGCCAUCGCACUCCCCGAACAUGAGGACGAGGAAGCAAAAAACAAAGCACUACCAUGGGAAAUGCCCAAAAUCCUAAUUGAUGGUGGCAGCUCUGUGGAGAUAUUGUUCUAUGAAAUAUUCAAACAAAUGGGCCUCAAAAACGAAUGCCUCAUACCCUCUACUUACAACAUAUUUGGCUUUAACGGGUCAUCAACUCGUCCAAGAGGAGAGAUAACAUUAAAAAUCCGGGUGGGAAGAAUCCUUACCGUAACCACUUUCUGUGUGGUAGACGUGAUAUCACCCUACACAGCCAUUGUGGGACGAUCCUGGAUCCAUGGAAUCAAGGGGGUGGCCUCCAGUUACCAUCAAAGGCUAAGAUUCCCAACACCUGACGGAGUAGCAGAAAUCAUUGGAGACUCUGGCGUGGUAAAAUAUUGCUACAAGAUGGAGGUCCAAAACGGCGAGAAUAACAUAAACUCCCCAAAAGCACAGGCAAGGAGAGCUAGAGACAUCGAUAAUUCAAUUGAAUCCCAUGACUACAUGGAAAUAAACGAUGCACCAAGACACUUGUCUAACACUCCAGCCUCGUGCAACACCAUAACCUCUGGACAGACUACACGACCCUUAUAG